This is a messenger RNA of Corylus avellana, 1493 nucleotides long. It is a transcript of the gene CXE18, whose product is annotated as carboxyesterase 18. Gene Ontology annotation, biological process: pollen tube growth. Gene Ontology annotation, molecular function: carboxylic ester hydrolase activity. NCBI's taxonomy places the organism in Eukaryota, Viridiplantae, Streptophyta, Magnoliopsida, Fagales, Betulaceae. The record is from RefSeq and is a predicted model, not a curated record.
AUAUAAGAUUUAUUUUUUUAAAAAAAUUCUAGUUUAAUUUUUUAAUUUUUUGAUUUUAAUUUUAUUAAAGAUAUAUUCGUUAUUAUUAGGAAGGACAUUAAUAAUUUGUAGUAAUUUAGAUGGAUAUUAUCGUAAUUAAAAAUUUAAAAAGAGACGGUUGGUACUUUACCCCUCGGCCCGCUUAAGAAAUUGAUGGGCCGCGAACAUUAAUUGAAGGGCCUCUCUCUCACCUGUACUUGUCCCCCACCUCCCUCCUCCAUUUUAUUCGGCCAUUUUCAGCAACUUACUAUCUACAUCCCCAGUUGCUCUUAAUUUCCUUAUUUCUCCUCCUCUCAUCUUCUUCACCUUCACCACACAUACACGAAUCACGAUACACCUCCUCCUGGCAACAUGAGCAGCAACUCAUCCGAUUCUGUACCGGCCCUCCCAUGGAGGACUCGCCUCUCCAUCUCCGCCGCAUCAGCCGUCACCGACGCCGUUCGCCGUACCAACGGAACCCUCAACCGCCGUAUCUUCUCCCUCCUCGAUUUCAGCUCACCUCCUACUCCCAAUCCCAUCAACGGUGUCAAGUCCUCCGACAUCACCGUCGACCCAGAGCGCAACCUCUGGUUCCGCCUCUUCACUCCCACCACCAACGCCACUUCCCUCCCGGUCCUCAUCUUCUUCCACGGCGGCGGCUUCGCAUUCCUCUCACCCUCUUCCAAAGCAUACGACGCCGUUUGCCGUCGUUUCGCACGUAGACUCCCUGCUGUUGUUAUCUCCGUCAAUUACCGUCUCUCCCCCGAGCAUCGCUUCCCUUGUCCAUACGACGAUGGUUUGGACGUUCUUAAAUUCCUCGACCGCGACCACGACGUACAGGUACUGCCUGAGAUUGGUGACGUGUCCAAGUGUUUCUUGGCUGGUGAUAGCGCGGGUGCGAACUUGGCCCACCAUGUGGCGGUUCGGGCGUGUCGGGAGAGAUUUCGGGUCGUGAACGUUACCGGGUUGAUAUCGAUCCAGCCGUUUUUCGGGGGAGAGGAGCGGACAGAGUCGGAGAUCCGAUUAGCGAGGGCUCCGUUGGUUUCGAUGGCCAGGACGGAUUGGCUUUGGAAGGUGUUCUUGCCAGACGGGGCUAACCGGGACCACGAGGCGGCCAACGUGAGCGGGCCGAAUGCGAUUGAUAUGUCGGCUACGGAGUAUCCGGCUACGGUUGUGUUUGUCGGGGGAUUCGACCCGUUACAGGACUGGCAGAGGAGGUACUACGAUUGGUUAAAGAAAUCAGGGAAAGAGGCGCGGCUAAUGGAGUAUCCGAGCAUGAUCCACGCGUUUUAUCUGUUUCCCGAAUUGCCGGAGUCGUCGCAGUUGAUUGGGCAGGUCAAGGAUUUCGUCUGCUCUAAACUCUAAAAUAUGAGAGACGUGAAAUUUUUAACUGUGUGCAUCUACCGUGCGAUAGUUGCAGAAGAAUUAUAUUAUAUUAGAGUUUUUUUCAAUGCUUAUUUUAAGGGUCAAUAUAA